UGUGUAUUUAAAUUUAUUACAUGUAUAGUUAGAGACAAUAUUCAUUUCCAAGUGACGCCUGUUUCUUUGUAGGAAAUGAUGUACGUAGUGAAAUAUCUGUGCAUUUCCAAACCGGCAGAUAUUUCGUUGCACAACAAUAUGGCGGACACAUGUAGAAAACAGAUUAUCGCCCAAUAGUUAACCCAUAUUUUAGCAAAAUUCAAUGUAAUUAGACUCAUUCAGUACUUUAUUUGUGUUUAUCAUAAUGGCAGAAGCUCUGAAGCGUUUUGUUGCACGGAUCACUACAUCCAAAACGAAGGAAAGAUGCGAAAUCUUUGAGGAUUUACAACCCAUACUUUCAAAAAGUGAUCUUCCUGAAGCUACAUUAAAGGGCAUCCUCAAGACGUGUGUGUUUACACUUAGUCGCUAUAGAAAUGCGAAGUCGAGGAUUGCUGUCGACAAGAUAUUUGAGAUAUUGGCAGGGGAGCAUGAUGUGGCCGCAUGUAAAAACAUUGUCUCUGCCCUUGCCCCUAUUACUAAGGAUAUCAGGAAUGGAGCUAAGUCAACAUGCGCUGAUGAAUCGUUCAAGGCUCUUGGUUGGACAUGUAUAUUGAUACGAUGCGGUAAGGAUGGUUGUCAAGGUGAUGUGCUGAAGCAGAUGUUGGACCUACAAGCCAGUCUGGUUUACGGUGCACUAACCGCUAGACGCCUUGUACAGAGACAGGCUGUAUAUAAGCGACUAUGUAGACUUUGGACUGAGGCUCCCCAGUUUGUCGAGAAAUACUGCGAGUGGAUGAAGUCUAGCGAGUCCAAUAUCUACAAACUGACCUUGUGUGGCCUUUUAGUCCAAUUCCUUGUGUCAACUAAAGCUACGGACACUCUCACCAAAUACAGAGACUCAUUUAUUGAGACAUAUACCAAAUCUGUUCUUAGUGGUAGAUCACGCCCAGCAAAGCAUGCCAUGGAGGCAUGCAGACCCCUUCUAAAGUUAAUCAACCAUGCUGAGUUCAAGGAGUCCGUUUUGCCUGCUUUGCAAAAGGCGAUGUUACGCAGUCCUGAAGUGACGGUUGAGGCAGCUGGGUACCUUGUAGAAGGGGUCUCUAUUGAUCUCAGUCAGUAUGCUAUGGAAAUCGGAAAGAAUCUUGCUAGUCAGUUGCAUGCCAAGGAGGAACGUAUCCGUGAUGAUGCUGUGGUUGCUAUAGAGAAAUUAGGAAAACAAUGCAGUGACUCAGAUGCAGUUUCUAAGCUCGUGAAGCACAUCAUCGCCAUCUAUAAUGGAAGUGAAGGAAAGCUGGUUGUCGUUGCGGAGAAAAUCAGUGUCCUGUCAGGGUUGGGAAGGUUGUCUAGCAACCAGGUGACUGGUAGCCAAUCAGUGAGCAGUCUUGGAACAACAGUUGUCGAGUCUUUUAUCCCGAUACUCCAACAAGAAGUACAUGAAGCUACACUGAUUCACACUAUUCAGAUGCUGUCACUCUGGGUGUGCAGGUUCUCUACUGAUCUCCCAAAGAAACUCAUUGAAUGGUUUAAGACUGGGCUUGGGUUGAAGUCAUCCACAAGUGGUGUGAGAAUGGCAUACAUUCAGUGCAUGAAUGCAGCAUUCCAGGGUGACUGCCUCAUUCAAGCCAUGGACGUUCUCCCUGUUUUGUUGAAGACAGUAGACAAAGCCAGUAGCCAAUCCACUCAACAUGGUCUCGUCUCAGAGGCACUCAGUGCCGCCUGUCUGCUCCUGAAGCUAUCAACUGUUGAUAUCCAAGCAGAGGCGAAACUUGGCCCAUUCUGGACAGUGGUAUUAGAUAUGAAAAAUGACUUAUUCAUGAAUGACAAGUUUGUACAACAAGCCUCGGAAGAAACCAUUCUCUGCAUGUGUACAUAUAUAGAAAGACUUCUCCUCGAGCAUCCUCAGAGGCUCACAGAUAAACUAUCGCAACAGCUUUACAAGGGUAUGAUAUUUGUCCUUACACGUCCUGCAUGGAGGAUUCGUAAGCAAGGCCAGUCGUCCACCAAGAGAAUUCUGUCUGCACUAGGUGGCGCUAAUGUAGCAUUGGGCCUACUAGCUCAGUUUAGGAACUUUAUUUCGACGCAGCAGCCUAUAGACUGGGAGAUCUAUGAUGAGACAGAACAUGCUAAAUGCAUAAAACCAGGAAUUCUGGCUGCUUGUGUACAGACCAUUUGCCAAGUUCCAGGAUGUGAACCUGCUGCUGCGGGGAGUAUCGUUCUUCACUCUUUGAUUGACGCUCAUCACCCAUGUAUUGUAAUGUUCAAUGGAGACUGCUGGGUGGAGAUUGCAUCUUUACUCAAUGUAGACAUCCUAGAAUUUCUCAAGAACAAUCUCCAGACAGUGAUGGCAUCCAUAAAAAACCAAACUCCAUUAACUCAGGAUUACUGCAAUGCCCUGACAACGCUGAGUCGAGUUGCACCAAAACUUGUCCUUCCCGAAAUCAUUAAACAAAUAACUGAAAGCCUAAGCAACAGUCGCCUAGCAACCGUUACUCGGGAGGAAUAUGCCAUCAUGAUGUACCCAGAAGGAAAACUGUAUAAUACUUCUGUCAUAGAAGGAGGGAAAAACGAAGGUGGGAAUGCCAAUGUCAGAAAAGAAAGCAAGCUUUACUCGUACAAAGAACAAAUGGCUGAGAAGGAACUUAGAAAGAUUGAAGAAGAGAAGAAGAGAAAGCGUGGUGAGAAGACAGAACCCAAGCUGAACAAGAAGCAGCAAGAACUCAUGGCAGCUGAGUUGAAGAAAGAGUCUGAGAUUAGGAAAGUUAAUCUGCAGCUUGAUGAAGACCUGUGUAAGACAUGUGCAAUGUUAGCUUCUGUGGUGAAUGGAGACAGCUUAGAGCUUCGGUUGUACCUGCCGGAACUACUUACAAAGAUCCUUCCACUGAUGAAAUCUGCCCUUGCUGCACCUAGGUUGUCAAAGACAUUCUUGCAGCUUCAGGAAUCAGCCUUUUACAUGCAAUCUCAGACACUUGGUGAUCUUGUAACGCAUGCUUCGCUCCGUAUAUUUGACCCCACCUGUGACCUUGAAUCAGGCUGGGCUGAUGAACCAAUCAAAUUGCAAGCAAUCCGAGCUGUCAAUCAUCUCUAUCAGAACUGUAUCCACCUAUCAGAAGAUGAGAUGGAAGAAGACAAAAUUACCCAACUUCCCGCUCCAACAUUCGCCUUUUGUUUCGCUCUCUUGCGCGCCAUUUUGAAAGAUGGAGGGAGCUUGGUUGGCGGAAGCGAGGUCACAAUACAGAGGGUGUUGUCAAUUAUGAAAGUUCACGCUCAGUUGCGGGAUGAUGGCGAUGGGGAAUUAAAUGAGAUGGGUCCAGAGUUGCUGCCUAGACCAGCCAUGCUGGAGGUCCUUGUGGAUGUCAUAGCAACUGGCAACAACAAACUUCAGACAUCUGCUACAGAAUGUCUCCUCGAGGUGGCAUCAUGUGCAAGUGGUAACGAAGGUUGCUCAGCAGCAGAGGAAAAGGAAAUCUCGAUUUUAUUAUCUGCUCUAUUAUCGCCCGUGAUGGCAGUUCGAGAAGCAGCGUUACAAGGACUUCAUUUCCUCUCAAUGGUCCUUCCCACUCUUGAUAUUAACUUUGAGCAAGGUCUACAAGUUACUCAACGUAUCCUAGUCGCUAAAUAUGACUGCGAAGAGCUAAAUAGGAACCUAGCUGAAAAAGUCUGGACAGACACUGGUCUGGAACUCUCCCCUGAGCUAUGUAGUCUUCUCAUAGAAGAUGUCAGCCACAAUGAGAAGGUAGUGAGGGAGGCAGCGGCCCAAGCAAUGGCCCAAGUGGCCAAGGAAUACUCAGAGCAGAUUCAAACCAUCCUCCAACUCCUCAUGGUGAAAUAUCAGGACAAGUUAUAUAUGCCUCCUCCAGUAUUAGACAGUGUUGGGCGUGUAAUCUGUGAACAACCUCCAGAUGAGUGGCCAGCUAGAUGUGGUGUAGCUCAAGCUAUGAGGAAAUUAUCAGCUCUCCUUAGUGAUGAAAACAUUGAGACUGUGAUGUCUUUCAUGGUGCCUGAAGCCUUAGGUGACAGGGAUGAAAAUGUAAGACAAGCCAUGAGAGAGGCUGCAGUACAGAUAGUCAAUGACCAUGGCAAGGAAGAAGUGACAAUUCUGCUCCCAGUGUUUGAAGAGUUCCUCGAAAAAGCCCCCGAUUCUGCAAAAUAUGAUGCAGUUAGACAGAGUGUUGUCGUCCUACUGGGAUCUCUCGCCAAACAUUUAGAUAAGACAGAUCCUAAGGUGAAACCAAUUGUUGCCAAGCUGAUAGAGGCAUUAUCUACCCCCUCCCAACAGGUACAAGAAGCAGUAGCUAACUGUCUGCCCCCAUUAGUGCCUGCCAUUAAAGCAGAUGCCCCAGAACUGGUUAGCAAAUUGCUACAGCUUCUACUGGAGUCAGACAACUAUGGAGAGCGUAAGGGGGCAGCUUAUGGACUUGCAGGUCUUGUGAAAGGACUGGGUAUCUUAGCCCUGAAACAGCUUAACAUAAUGGAUACAUUAACUGAAGCGAUACAAAAUAAGAAAUCUCCGAGAUACAGAGAAGGUGCUCUCUUUGCAUUUGAAAUGCUGUGUACAAUGUUGGGCAGACUUUUUGAGCCAUAUGUAGUCCACAUUCUACCUCAUCUACUACUUUGCUUCGGGGAUGGCAACCAGUACGUACGUCAAGCUGCCGAUGACUGCGCCAAGGCCGUCAUGAGUAAACUUAGCGCCCAUGGUGUGAAACUAGUUCUGCCAUCUUUAUUGACAGCUAUCGAAGAAGAUUCCUGGAGAACAAAAACUGGUUCUGUUGAACUACUUGGUGCUAUGGCAUUCUGUGCCCCCAAACAGCUGUCCGCAUGUUUGCCAAGUAUAGUGCCCAAGCUGACUGAGGUCCUGACUGACUCUCACAUGAAGGUACAGAAAGCAGGAGAACAAGCCCUCAAACAGAUUGGCUCUGUGAUCAGAAACCCCGAGAUUCAAUCUAUUGUACAUGUUCUUCUUGAUGCUCUACAAAAUCCAACCAAGCGUACUACAACUUGCCUCGCAACUCUUUUAGAAACUAAAUUUGUGCAUUUUAUUGAUGCGGCUUCCCUUGCUUUGAUCAUGCCUGUGGUCCAGAGAGCAUUCCAAGAUCGAUCCACGGAGACUAGAAAAAUGGCUGCCCAGAUUAUCGGCAAUAUGUAUUCACUUACAGAUCAAAAGGACUUGCAGCCAUAUCUACCCUCAGUGAUCCCAGGUCUGAAGGCGUCACUUCUUGAUCCUGUGCCUGAAGUCAGAACAGUUUCCUCUCGGGCUCUUGGUGCUAUGGUCAAAGGUAUGGGAGAAACUAGUUUUGAAGAGCUCCUUCCAUGGCUCAUGCUGACACUCACAUCAGAACAAAGUUCAGUGGACCGUUCUGGUGCAGCUCAAGGUCUCUCUGAAGUGGUAGGUGGUCUUGGGCUUGAGAAGUUGGACAAACUCAUGCCUGAUAUUGUACAGACUGCUGAACGGUUGAACAUAGCUCCUCAUGUGCGAGAUGGCUAUAUCAUGAUGUACAUAUACCUACCCAAUGUCUUCAAGGAUGCGUUUAUACCAUACAUUGGACAGAUCAUCCCAUCAAUUUUAAUUGCAUUAGCUGAUGAGUGUGAAUUUGUGCGAGACACAGCUCUACGUGCUGGACAGAGGAUCGUGAACAUGUACGCAGACACAGCCAUAGUGACUCUACUUCCAGAAUUGGAGAAAGGUCUGUUUGAUGAUAACUGGAGGAUCAGGUCAAGCUCAGUACAAUUACUGGGAGAUCUACUCUACAAAAUAUCAGGUGUGUCUGGAAAGAUGACCACAACCAGUGCUCAUGAGGAUGACAACUUUGGUACAGAGGGAUCACAACAGACUAUCGUCAGAGUGCUUGGUCUGGAGUGUCGUAAUCGUGUCCUUGCCGGACUCUACAUGGGAAGAUCUGAUACUGCCCUAUUGGUCAGGCAAAGUGCCCUUCACGUAUGGAAGGUGAUCGUCAGUAACACACCUAAGACGCUUCGUGAGAUUCUGUCGACACUGUUCCAACUUCUCCUUGGAUGCCUGGCUAGUACCAGCUAUGAUAAGAGACAGGUAGCUGCAAGAACACUUGGAGAUAUCGUACGUAAGCUAGGAGAACGUGUAUUGCCCGAAAUCAUCCCUAUCCUAGAAAGAGGCUUGGAGUCGGAAGAGAGUGACCAACGACAGGGAGUCUGCAUUGGACUGACCGAGAUCAUGACAUCUACCAGCAGAGAGCAUGUGCUUGCAUUUGCUGAUAGCCUUGUCCCAACCGUGCGUAAAGCCCUGUGUGACCCCUUGGCAGAGGUCAGAGAGGCCGCUGCUGACACAUUUGAUCAUCUCCAUGGCAACAUUGGUGUCAGAGCUCUGGAUGAAAUCCUACCCGAUCUCCUGGAAAAACUGGGUGAAGAUGAAGAAGGUGAACAUGCCCUCGAUGGACUCAAGCAAGUCAUGGCUGUCAAAAGUCGUGUCGUCUUACCAUAUAUGGUACCACAGCUUACGAGGGAACCUGUUAACACCAGAGCUUUGUCAUACCUGUCUGCCGUUGCUGGGGAGGAGCUCAACCGCCAUCUUGGCAAGAUUCUUCCGGCACUCAUGAAGUCUUUGAGUUCAAAGUUUGGAACUCCAGAUGAGCAAGAGGAGCUUCAGUAUUGUGAGAAUGUAGUUUUGUCUGUGUCGAGUGAUGCGGGUCUCCGAUACGUCAUGGAUGAACUCCUAGCCGCAACCAAUACCUCAAACAUGCUCAUGUGCGCCUCCGCUGUCACCAUCCUAUACAGCUACACUAGCAAAACGAAAGCAGAUUACUCCGAUUAUAUCCCGCAGUUGCUGCGAUGUUUGCUCCAUCUAUAUACCAAGUCUGACGAGAGGGUUUUGGAGGCUAGUUGGAAUUGCCUUAAUGCGAUUACCAAAAGUCUCGACGCUGCAGAUAUGUUGAAUCACAUCUCCAAUGUACGCCAGGCUGUUCGGUUUGCCCUAAGUGAUUAUAGAGGAGAGCAUCUGCCAGGGUUCUGUUUACCUAAAAAGGGUAUCGCCCCAAUCCUACCCAUAUUCCGUGAGGGAAUCCUUAAUGGACCUCCCGACUUGAAGGAGUCUGCAGCGGUUGGCUUGGGAGAAGUGAUUAAGUUCACCAGCCCCAUUGCACUCAAGCCCUCAGUGUUAAAUAUCACUGGGCCGUUGAUUCGAAUCCUCGGAGACAGGUUUAGCUGGAAUGUAAAGGUGGCGCUGUUGGAUACACUUACGUUAUUGCUUUCUAAGUGCGGUGUAAUGUUGAAAUCUUUCCUACCUCAACUGCAGACAACAUUCAUUAAGGCCCUGAAUGACCCAAAUCGGGCAGUGCGCCUGAAGGCCGCAGAUGCAAUCUCUCAAUUAAUCUUGAUUCACUCUCGGGUCGACACCCUAUUCACAGAGCUCCACAAUGGAGUGAAGGCAGCAGAGGAUUCUGGGAUCAGGGACACCAUGCUCCAAGCACUGCGUGGCUGCAUUGAGGGGGCCAAGACUAAGAUGGGAGAUGCCAUACGUAAGCAGCUAUACUCAACACUUGAAGGACUGCUAAAUUGCAAAGAUGACCAAUCUCGACUUGUGGCUGCAGGAUGCCUUGGAGCAUUGACUGUGUGUAUGACAGAUGAUGAGGUCAUGCUACUGAUCAAUCAACAUUUCUUAGACAUGGAGGAUGACUGGGUGCUUAGACAUGGGAGAGCAGUGGCCCUUGGUGUUGGACUGAAAGUGUCUGCAGAAAAACUGUUGGUUCCCCAACAUAAGACAGCUAUACAGAAAGCCAUACUGGAUAAUAUUGCACAUGACAGGAUGCCAGUUGUUCUAAGUGGUCUACGUGCAUUAGGAUACCUUUUACGUCAUCAGUUCUCGUGUGAUGUCAUAGACAACAGCUUGGUUACCACGCUAACAAAGUGCAUGAAGAAUGAGUCAAAUGACGUUAAACAACUGACCAGUCAAGUGAUGACAUACAUAGCUCUGUCUAAAGAUGAAGGUCUACCUGUGUCUGCGCUUAAGAUUAUGGUGCCUUGCCUAGUCAACGGGACAAAGGAGAAGAAUACUGUUGUCAAGUCCACUGCUGAAACUGCCUCAGUGGCCAUUCUUAGAAUUAACAAACAACAAGCUGGAGAUACAACUCUAAAGACAUGCCUAUCAUCACUCGAUCCAGGAAUGCGAGAGGCUUUGAAUGAAGUGGUCGGCAAGGUACAUCAUAAACAAACAGCACAGCCCACAGGACGUGAUGAGGACAUUGAUGACACAUUGUUGUCCUAGCAACACUCAGUCGUCAUAUCAAUGCCUUUUUGUUGUAUCAGCGAUGCUUUGUUGUAGUCUAAGUCAUAUCAAUGCUGAAUCUACAUACCAUGAAACUAGUAUGAUGAACUAAUGUAUGGACUAUGUAAUUAAAAAGAAUGAAAUUAUUCUGAGGAAUUCAGGUCAGAAAUGUGGCCAGAAUCCAAUAGUUGGUGAGGCAAAAAUAUCUAGGUGAGGCAAAACAAGCCAAAUUGAUAUUCUGUGGGAAAUAAUUUUAAUUUUUAUUUUAAAAAGAGUGAAAAUAUUUUUCUCUAAAUUAGUGAAACUAUUAGAAGGAACUAGAAAGUUCUGGAAAGUAUUUUGGAACUUUGCAAUUGUGGACUGUGUCAGAAAUUUUCAGCCGACAUUGUGCCAAUAUUCACUCCCAUGACAUGACUGCUAUUUAAGCAACAUAGAUUCUGACAUGUGCACUUUUAUUAUACAUUUUGAAAUAUUGUGCAUCUGUGCAUGGGAAAUGUUUCCUCAAAUUAUCUUAUAAUAAGUAAUUUCCAUAUUAACCUAAGUUGGAUUGAAUAUGACAAAAAACACUCCGAGAAGCUUUAUUAUUUAUUUUGAUAAUGAAUUUCAACUUUUACUUUAACAAGUAUACUCUAUUUAUAUCAUGGUUUCCAUAGUAACAAUAAUUGAUGUAUAGAAAUAGAUGGCAGUAAUUCUGAAGAAUUAUCAUGAUUUAAUCCAUUGUAAAGAUUUCCUAACUGAAGAUAAGAUUAUACAGAUGCUAAAAUGAAUAUACAGUUGUUGGGAUGAUGCAGAUGUUGAAGUAUUGCAGAUGUUUUGGUGAUGGAUGUAAGUGGAUAUUUUGUUGCAUGAUUUAAGUGUAUUUAUUUGUAUUUCAGUAUAUUGAAAAAGACUAUUCCAUUGGCCAUGUGUAUGCAUUAAGACCCCUUCUAAGCACUGACAUUUAUAGACUUGCAUAAUGACUCUGACAAAGUUUUAGUUGAUCUCUGUGAUUUGUCCACCCCCCCACACCCCAUUUGCUAUCUUAAGCCUAGAGUGGGCUACCAAGUCUUAAGGAUAUUUGUCUGGAACCCAUAGUUAAGUUUGCAAACAGGUCAAGACAGCAAUUUACAUUGUACACAGAAUAUGUUUGAAGAUGGUUAGGCAAAAAAUAGAUAUAAAGGAAUAUACACGAAGAAGAUUAGAUGAAAUGACUGGUUUGCGAUUCAAAUGAAUGCUAUUAAUAUAUUGUGAUGUCAUAGACUCAUAAUUAAAAUUUUGUAACCAUAGCAACCAUUGGAAUGAGUUACUGGGCAACAACCAACGUUCACCUGUGUAUCAGUGUCCUUAUGUAUUGGUGUAACAGAAAAAAAUUGAUGAAUAAAAACUGUAAGAAACA
This is a messenger RNA of Owenia fusiformis, 9584 nucleotides long. The record is from the annotation of a GenBank genome assembly. NCBI's taxonomy places the organism in Eukaryota, Metazoa, Annelida, Polychaeta, Sabellida, Oweniidae.